AUGAUUUGGUGGAAGCAAUUUCCAAAAGAGAGCCGCAUUCUUUUCGAGUUCAAAGAACCCGCCGACAUUGAAAAAUUCACAUUGCACUCGGACAAACCGUUUGGGGGUUUGCAUAGCAGAUCGGAGUGCUCGUUGAGUAUCGUUGAGGAUGAAAACAAGAAGACUUUUGGAAGGUUUUCCGGACACAUUCAAUUAACUCCCGGCAUUCCGGGAACGGUAUUAGGAAAGAAGUCGUUUUGUGCUUUUCGCUCGCCUGUUUUUCGGCCUCCACUUAAUUUGGCAGAUUACAUAGGAUUAGAAAUGCGCGUUCGAACGAGUAAUCACGGGUUUGUCUUUAACAUUCAUCCCGACAAUAUGGUUCCUUCGGAUUUAUUUCAAGGAUUCAUUGUGAUCCCACAUCGUGAUUGGGCUACAAUCCAGCUCCCGUUCGCUAACAUGGCUUACACAGGCUACGGGAAUGUGGAUUUGAUGUAG
Molecule: messenger RNA, 474 nt
Organism: Blastocystis hominis
Lineage: Eukaryota; Bigyra; Opalinata; Blastocystidae
Exons: 4
Coding region: 1-474 (157 amino acids)
Biological process (GO): mitochondrial respiratory chain complex I assembly; mitochondrial electron transport, NADH to ubiquinone
Cellular component (GO): mitochondrion
Source: RefSeq, a predicted model, not a curated record